Didymella exigua CBS 183.55 is the source of this 513-nucleotide messenger RNA. RefSeq lists its product as uncharacterized. The coding region runs from base 151 to 342 and encodes 63 amino acids. NCBI's taxonomy places the organism in Eukaryota, Fungi, Ascomycota, Dothideomycetes, Pleosporales, Didymellaceae. The transcript has 2 exons. The record is from RefSeq and is a predicted model, not a curated record.
GGCUUUAGAGGCGCGGGACUAGUUCCUUUUAACCUAGAGCAAGUGCUAUUAAAGCUUGAUGUGGUCCUUCACACGCUAACACCACCACCACUAGAGACUACCCUAUAGGAAUCUAAAACACCAACCAGCGCAAAGGAGGUUAAGUCACAAAUGUUGUAUAUCUGUGAGCGCAUGCAAUUACACAGAGAUUCGCCCCUGUCUCCUAUUAUAAAAUCACUUAACCUGCUUACUAGAGGGGUUGCGUGGAUAGACUAUGCUAACGUGUUGCAGAGAAGGGAAAUAGAUAGUAUAAAGAAGGCUAUUAAGGCUCUAACAGUGCAGCGUGGUUGCAAAAGAAAAUAGAAGGCUCUCACAGUUAGUAAGGUACAGGAUAUAAUAGCUAAGAAGGAUGGUGGUGGUGGUGAGGCAUCUAAACAGUCUAGGAAGAAGGUGCGCAAAGAGAGGCACUGCGGACGUUGCGGCAAGACUAGCCACAAUUUGCGCACCUGCACUGCAGAAAUAUUAGAUGCAGAU